Messenger RNA from Solanum tuberosum (potato), 940 nucleotides. RefSeq names its product salicylic acid-binding protein 2-like. The record is from RefSeq and is a predicted model, not a curated record. The coding region runs from base 16 to 810 and encodes 264 amino acids. Gene Ontology annotation, biological process: salicylic acid metabolic process; jasmonic acid metabolic process. The transcript has 4 exons. Gene Ontology annotation, molecular function: methyl salicylate esterase activity; methyl indole-3-acetate esterase activity; methyl jasmonate esterase activity. NCBI's taxonomy places the organism in Eukaryota, Viridiplantae, Streptophyta, Magnoliopsida, Solanales, Solanaceae.
CACAAGGCCUAAAAAAUGGAAGCUAACAAGAAACAAGGAAAACAUUUUGUUUUAGUACAUGGAGCAUGCCAUGGAGGUUGGUGUUGGUACAAACUAAAGCCCCUGCUAGAGGCUGCAGGCCAUAAGGUCACAACCUUUGACUUGGCAGCCUCUGGCAUUGAUUUGAGAAAAAUAGAGCAACUUCACACACUUCAUGAUUACACUUUGCCAUUGAUGGAAUUGAUGGAAUCUCUUCCACAAGAGGAGAAAGUCAUACUAGUAGGACAUAGUCUUGGUGGUAUGAAUUUAGGACUUGCUAUGGAAAAAUACCCACAAAAGAUCUAUGUUGCUGUUUUCUUAGCUGCCUUCAUGCCUGAUUCUGUUCAUAUCUCCUCCUAUGUUUUGGAUCAGUACUAUGAACAAACUCCAGAGGAAAAUUGGUUAGAUACCCAAUUUUUACCAUAUGGUUCCCCUGAAGAGCAACUUACAUCCAUGACUUUUGGCCCCAAAUAUUUGGCUAACAAGCUCUACCAGUUAUCCUCUCCUGAGGAUCUUGCACUAGCAUUAUCAUUGGUGAGACCAAGCUCUCUGUUUCGAGAAGAUUUGUCGAAGGCGAAGUAUUUUACAGAUGAAGGGUAUGGAUCAGUGAAGAGAGUUUAUAUAAUGUGUACAGAGGACAAAGGCAUACCAGAAGAAUUUGGACGAUGGCAAAUUGACAACAGUGGCGUUACUGAAGCAAAGGAAAUUAAAGGUGCUGAUCAUAUGUCAAUGCUAAGUAUGCCUAAAGAACUUUGUGACGCUCUCUUGGAGAUUGCUCAUAAAUACAAUUGAUCCAUCUUCUACUCAUUUGAAUAAUUAGUUGUUAUAAUUAUAUGAUUGUGCUGUGUUUUAUGUAUUGAAGAAUAAUUAAACUGUGUCAAUUCUUAUAAUGACUAUUUCCUGUUACAACUUUUCUGUCUUA